This is a messenger RNA of Acanthochromis polyacanthus (spiny chromis), 1521 nucleotides long. RefSeq names its product tubulin tyrosine ligase-like family, member 10 (gene ttll10). The transcript has 8 exons. Lineage: Eukaryota; Metazoa; Chordata; Actinopteri; Pomacentridae. The record is from RefSeq and is a predicted model, not a curated record. Gene Ontology annotation, biological process: protein modification process. The coding region runs from base 640 to 1359 and encodes 239 amino acids.
CCUAUCAUCCCACGUUGAACAAUCCAGCAUUUUACACCAGUGCAAUGUCAUGUUGUCUGAGUGCAGGGUGGAGCCCUGCAGUAAUGGCCAAGCAGGGGAGACCAGACUAAAGGGGCAACAAGGUAAAGAAAAGGAAAAAGAGGAGGCAGUUGUUCCCUGUGGAGCCAGCCAGCCUGCAGGCUGCCCAAGGCAGGCGGAGUCAGGAACAAGACAGUCUUCAUCAGCUGACCUUAUUGGCAGCAUGACAACAUCAGAUGGUGGACUGGAGCAGAGGGAUGAGACACAGACUCUGGAGGACAGAAGGAGAUUUUCCCACUUGACUGUCAACCAGGAGAGCCAAUGUGGAGCUUCAGCAUCAGAUGUGUGUGUGGUGGAGCAACACCACCAGAAGUCCAAACCAAGGGGCUUGCCAACCUGCUCCUACCCAGACAGAGGCAGGAAGAGGCAGGUAGAGCGGCCCCGGGGAACUGGACCUUACUUCUUCUUUGGAGGAACAAACGGGGCUGAAAUAGUGAGCAAUUACUGUGAGAGCAGAGGAUGGAAGAGGAUUUACGACAAGCACAGGGACGAUGUCAAACUCAGGUGGUGUGAGACCAAGUCAUCUGCCAACUACUGCAACUUCAGAGAAGGAGGCUAAGCAUGGAAGAGUUCAUUCCCACUACCUUCCGCAUGGAUCUAAGGGACGAGAGGGAGGCUUUCCUUGCCCAACUCGAGGGUGUGAGCAACAAUGAGAGUCGUAUGUGGAUCUGUAAGCCUACAGGGAUGAACCAGGGCAAAGGGAUCUUUCUUCUAAAGAGCCAGGAGGAUGUAUCUGCCUUCAGACUGAAGCUGCAGCACAUGGAGGACUGCCAAGCCAACAGGAAAGUGCAUCACCGCAAGACUCAGGCUCACAUUGUCCAACAUUACAUCCAGAGGCCGCUGCUCCUGAACGGAAAAAAGUUUGAUGUGCGCUCUUACCUCCUAAUCGCCUGCACUGCUCCUUACAUGGUCUUUUUUCGUCAUGGAUAUGUGCGACUGACCUGCGACCUCUACGACCCCAGCUCCAACAACCUCAGUGCCCACCUGACCAAUCAGUACAUGCAGAAGAAAAACCCUCUGUACAGCCAGCUGAAGGAGGACACAGUGUGGUCCAUGGAGAGCUUCAACACCUACGUCAACGACAAGUUUCAGGUUGCCAAGUGUCUGCCCAGGGACUGGGUGCUGGGCGUCUUUGCAAAGCGCAUGCAGCACAUCAUGACCCAGUGUUUCCUUGCAGUUAAGUCAAAGUUAGACUGUCGCCUGGGAUUCUUUGACUUGAUUGGCUGCGACUUCAUGGUGGACGAGGACUUUAAGGUGGGACAGACUUUGCUGAAUAUCUAGAUGCUGGCUGGUGUUCGACAUGUUUAUCGGUCAUGUGGUUCUAAUAGGUGUGGCUGCUGGAGAUGAACUGUAAUCCAGCUCUCCAUACCAACUGUGAGGUGCUGAAGGAGGUGAUACCCAGCACUGUUGAGGAGACACUCGGUGAGUUUAAAGCCCAUCAUC